This is a messenger RNA of Esox lucius (northern pike), 2612 nucleotides long. It is a transcript of the gene galnt18a, whose product is annotated as UDP-N-acetyl-alpha-D-galactosamine:polypeptide N-acetylgalactosaminyltransferase 18a. Gene Ontology annotation, cellular component: Golgi apparatus. The coding region runs from base 252 to 2084 and encodes 610 amino acids. NCBI's taxonomy places the organism in Eukaryota, Metazoa, Chordata, Actinopteri, Esociformes, Esocidae. The transcript is spliced from 11 exons. The record is from RefSeq and is a predicted model, not a curated record.
CUGUGCGCGUGUGCCUCUGUAAACACUUUAAGGCAGCGGAUUUUAGCUGCUAUCGGGCGUAGAGUAUGUAACAGCGCAUCUGAGAAUUUAUGUUUCUGUGUUUGCGUCGCUGCCAGUCAGCAGCUGGCAGCCUUAGAGCGCAAUGUUAUAAUCCUCCGCUGUACGAAGCUCCCUGCGUGUAGUCAUUGAGUUUGUGUAAGAUUUUUAUAUUACGGCUGCAUGCGUGCUGGAACGUAUGGAGGGAUGUCGCGAUGAUGGUUUGCUCUAGGAGAACUAAAGCCUUGGUGUCGACAUGCGUUAUUUUGAGUGGCAUGACCAACAUCGUCUGUCUUCUCUACGUCGGUUGGAUCACUAAUUAUGUGGCCAACGUGAACAGCAAAGUCCCAGAGCCCGAAACCGAAAGAAAGUUUCAAGAAGACAAGGGAGAAACUCUGAAGAUUAUAGAGAGACUGGACCGACUCGAAAAUGUUGUUAACCAACAUAUCCAAGAGGUGCCCCAGAAGGAUAUUGGAGAUAAAGCAGAGGAGUCCCUCUCCGACUCCUCCCUGUUUGCCCGCUGGGGUCAUGAACUUGGUCCUGAGAGUCGUCGGGUGGCCUUGAAGAAGUUCCAGUACUAUGGCUACAAUGGUUACCUUAGUGACCGCCUCUCUCUGAGUAGAUCCAUCCCGGACCACAGACCUGAUGGGUGCCGGAACAUGUCAUACCCCAACAAUUUGCCCCAAAUUAGUAUCAUCUUCAUCUUUGUGAACGAGGCCUUGUCGGUCAUACUGCGCUCCAUCCACACAGCCAUGAACAGAACCCCCUCCCACCUCCUCAAGGAGAUCAUCUUGGUCGAUGACAACAGUGAUAGCGCUGAACUGAAGGAGAAUCUUCAGAACUUUGUGAAGGAAACCAAUUCCCAGCGGCCAGACUUCAUCAAGGUGGUCCGCCAUGAAAAGCAGGAAGGGCUGAUUCGCUCCCGGGUCAGUGGGUGGAGGGCAGCCAGUGCCCCCGUGGUCGCCCUGUUUGAUGCCCAUGUGGAGUUUAACAUCGGAUGGGCCGAGCCAAUUCUGCUCAGAAUAAUGGAGGACAGAACCCGCAUUGUUUCGCCUUCGUUUGACAACAUCAAGUAUGACACUUUUGAGAUCGAGGAAUAUCCUCUGUCCGCUCAGGGCUUCGACUGGGAGCUGUGGUGUCGCUACCUGAACCCGCCUAAAUCAUGGUGGACCCAGCACAACAACAUCGCCCCUAUCAGGAGCCCAGCUCUAAUUGGCUGUUUCGUGGUGGACAGGAAGUUCUUUGAGGAGAUUGGCCUAUUGGAUGAGGGAAUGGAGGUCUAUGGUGGAGAGAAUGUGGAGCUUGGCAUCAGGGUGUGGCAGUGUGGUGGGAGCGUGGAGGUUCUUCCCUGUUCCCGGAUUGCGCACAUUGAGCGCGCUCACAAGCCGUACACUCAAGAUCUGACGGCUCACGUACGACGGAAUGCACUCCGGGUAGCAGAGGUGUGGAUGGACGAAUACAAGAACCAUGUUUACAUGGCCUGGAACAUUCCCCUGCAGACGUCAGGGAUUGACAUAGGGGACCUGACGGAGAGGAAGGCUUUGAGGAACAGGCUGAAAUGCAAAUCUUUCAGCUGGUUCUUGGCCAAUAUCUACUCAGAGAUGAGAACCUACAGUGACACCGUUGCCUAUGGAGUGCUGAAGAACACACUGAGGAAUGACCUGUGUCUAGACCAGGGCCCUGACACAGACAACAUCCCUAUUCUGUACAUCUGUCAUGGAAUGACACCACAGAACGUGUAUUACACAAACACACAGCAGCUACACCUGGGGGUCCUGAGUCCCACCAUCGACGACGACGACAACAAGUGCCUGGUGGACGUGAACGGUCGUCCGCGGCUCCUCGAGUGCAGCUACGCCACGGCCAAGCGCAUGAAGCUCGUCUGGCAGUUUACUCAGGGGGGCUCCAUAGAGAACAGGAAGUCAAAACGUUGCCUGGAGCUGGCCGAGAGCAGCAACACAGAGUUUGGCUAUCAGCUGACAUUACAGAAGUGCUCUGGUCAGAAAUGGACCAUCACCAACUUACUGUCAACCUACGCUCUCCAAUGAGUCACAAGUCACGCAGAGCAAAGAGCUGCCCAUGGUGUAGGCUGACCUGAAGCUGAAGACAUGGAAUCUCUGCUCCUUUAAAAAUAUCUAUUUAUUGAAGAAGGCAAUAAUUGAAUAAAAGUAUGCUGACACUUUAAGCACCUUGAUGUCUCUGAGACUCAAAAAAAAAAAAUCUGAUAAAUGUUAAACAUUUCUUGGGUUAAUAUACAUGAUUGAAUUGGCAGGCUAUGACGAGGCAGUUGUUUGGAAUGAGGCUGAACAUUUUCAGUGUAUUUGGAGAUUGUCUUUUGUCAUGCUGAAAUCAGUAUGACUUUGGCUUAAUAAUACAUUGUCAUUUCUGCUACUGUGUAGCACAGUUUACUUUUUUAUGUGAUUGUUGUUUUGUGUGUCUCAGGUACGUAGAUGGACUUUUUAAAAUUAAAACAGGCAUUUGGUGUGAGGAACUGCUGCCAAUAUGAUGGGAAAAUAUACAUGCUAUUGUUUAAGUGUAUUGGAUAUUUAUACAAAUCUUCAGUAAACAUUCUGAUG